AUGAGUGCGACCAAAAUCCGGGGCAUCACCGUGAUCACAACUCUGGCUGGUGUAUCGUUCCUCAAUACCAUGGGCUCGGGUAUCCUAAUCGCCGCUCUACCGCGCAUCUCCCGCGAUGUCGGUCUCCCGCAGGCACUGAUCCUUUGGCCUGCUGUCGUGUAUGCCCUUGCCGCGGGUUGCCUGCUCCUCAUUUUCGGUGCCGUGGCCGACGUCAUUGGUGCAAAGCUCAUGUGGAUUGUUGGGAGUUUCUUAUACUGCGGCUUUACCGUCGCCGUUGGUCUGUCCCAGACCGGGAUACAGAUCAUUUUGUUUCGGACUUUCUUGGGCAUUGCCAUCGCCAUGUGUCUUCCCACGACCAUGGGGCUUAUUUCGCAUACCUUUCCCAAGGCGUCUAUCUGGUCGCUACCAGCUGUUCACCACCGCACGGAAAAGAAAUGGACCCGCAGGCUUGCCGAGGAUAUCGACUGGGUAGGAGCUGUUCUCGUGAAACAUAGCCGACCGGCUCUCAUCCCGAACAAGCUCUGGAGGAAUCCUGCUUUCACUUCGAUUUGCGUAUCCGUUUUCUUCUGUUGGGCCUCCUUGAAUGGCAUCGAGUACUUCUGCACACUUUACUUCCAGGAGGUAGAAAGCAUCACCGCUCUCCAGAGCUCACUACGAUUCAUUCCUCAUCCAAUUGUAGGAACGAUUGUCAAUAUCGCGACAGCCUACUUAAUUUCUCGCGUCAAGGUUCAAACUCUGGGUGUCGUAUCAGCAGUGGUAACAAUGAUCGCGCCUAUACUGAUGGCGACCAUCAACGUUGGCGAAAAUUACUGGUUUGCUCCUUUCUGGGCAUUGGUCCUCUCCCCAGUCAAUCCUGAUGUUCUCUUUACCGCCUCCAAUCUCGUCAUUUCUGACGCCUUCCCCUCCCACGUGCAGUCCCUGGCAGGAGGCGUAUUCAACGAGGUUGCGCAAUUCGGUAAUUCGGUCGGAUUGGCCGUCACCGCGGCGAUAGCUGCUUCAGUAACGGAGCAUUCGUCGCCAGGUGGAGAUGAUAAGGCGGCACUGAUGAAAGGCUAUCGUGCGGCGUUCUGGACUAUCUUCGCGAGCACGGCUGUCGUAGUAGUGGUCACAUUCUUUGGAUUGAAGAGGGGAGGUACUGUCGGAAAGAAGGACGACUAG
Messenger RNA from Scedosporium apiospermum, 1158 nucleotides. RefSeq lists its product as uncharacterized. The transcript has 5 exons. Gene Ontology annotation, molecular function: transmembrane transporter activity. NCBI's taxonomy places the organism in Eukaryota, Fungi, Ascomycota, Sordariomycetes, Microascales, Microascaceae. Gene Ontology annotation, cellular component: membrane. Gene Ontology annotation, biological process: transmembrane transport. The record is from RefSeq and is a predicted model, not a curated record. Bases 1 to 1158 code for a protein of 385 amino acids.